AUGUCGACAGUAGAAGCGCAGGCUGAUAAUCAGCCCAAGAGUGCCAGCGAUGAUCCUCUUGUCUGGAUCGACUGCGAGAUGACUGGUCUUGACCAGGACAACGAUGAGAUCAUCGAGAUAUACUGCAUCAUCACCACAGGAAAUCUCGAGAUCCUCGAUGAGGAUGGCUUCCACGCUAUCAUUCAUUUCCCUCAGUCUCGCCUCGAUCAGAUGGACGAUUGGUGCACGAAGACACACGCGGAUUCUGGCCUCACCGCCGCAGUGCUCGAGUCUACAACUACGCCAGAGCAGGCCGCAGAUGCCCUCUACGAGUACAUCACACGUUUCAUCCCAGAGCGCAAGCGCGGUCUCCUGGCGGGCAAUAGUGUGCACUGUGACCGGGCGUUUCUGCGACGUGAGCCUUACAAGCGUGUUAUGAGACAUCUCCAUCAUAGGAUUCUGGAUGUGAGCUCUAUCAAAGAAGCUGCGAGACGCUGGGCGGCCAAGAGGAUCGUAAACAAGGUCCCCAACAAGAAGGGACUGCACAAGGCGAGGGAUGACAUCUUGGAGAGCAUUGAGGAGGCGAGAUAUUACAGGGAGGUGAUCUUCAGGCCGACGUUUGAUGUUGUGCCUGUUAAGAACAAGCCCAACAAGGGGAAAUAA
Molecule: messenger RNA, 642 nt
Organism: Fusarium sp. VM40
Lineage: Eukaryota; Fungi; Ascomycota; Sordariomycetes; Hypocreales; Nectriaceae
Source: the annotation of a GenBank genome assembly